This is a messenger RNA of Gaeumannomyces tritici R3-111a-1, 1014 nucleotides long. RefSeq lists its product as hypothetical. The record is from RefSeq and is a predicted model, not a curated record. The coding region runs from base 1 to 1014 and encodes 337 amino acids. Lineage: Eukaryota; Fungi; Ascomycota; Sordariomycetes; Magnaporthales; Magnaporthaceae. The transcript has a single exon. Gene Ontology annotation, molecular function: protein binding.
AUGGAAGCCGGUACCGUCGCUACAACUCAGCUUCCCGAUGACGGGGCAGGCCAGAUACUGUACGAGGUCCGCCGGACCGCAGACCGCGGCAGAGGCCUCUUCGCACUCAAGGACAUCGCCGAAGGUGCCCGAAUCAUGACCGAGGAGCCUCUGAUGGUUGCUACCUGGCCCCAAGAUGAUACGUCAAUGGAGAUCACCGCUGGCAUGAAGCUGCUGGCCAUGACCAAGGAGAAGCAGCGCCAGUUCCUGUCCCUCUACAACAGCGAGAAGAAGAAGAUGCACCCGUUCGGCGGCAUCAUACGCACCAACGCCCAGUCCUGCGGCGCCAGGAGCCAGAUGAUAGCCACCUUCGCCACCGUCUCGCUCAUCAACCACAGCUGCGAGCCCAACACGCACCAGGCCUGGAACAAGGAAAAGGAGCAGGAGACAAUCCAUGCCACCCGGCCCAUCAAGGCCGGCGAGGAGCUCACCAUCGCGUACGUCAUGUUCGAGACGACUGCGGUGCGCCAGGCCACCCUCAAGGCCAUCUACGGCUUCACCUGCACCUGCCCGGUCUGCUCCAAGCCCGAGCCGGCCCGCGCCGAGAGCGACCAGCGGCGCAGCCUCGUCGGCGUCCUGGACGUCAAGAUCAGCGACCCGCAGCGGGUCAAGGACGAGCCCGCGGGGGUCCUCGCCGACUGCGCCGCGCUCGAGCAGGUGCUGCUCGACGAGUUCGACGGCAAGCCCGACCAGGGCAUCAUGGUCCGGCUGUACUACGACGCCUUCCAGGUCGUCGUGUCGCACGCCGACCAGGCGCGCGGCAUCGUCUUCGCCCAGCGCGCCCACAGGGCCAGCGUCCUGGCCGAGGGCGAGGACAGCCCCGGCACCAAGAAGAUGGCCCCGCUGGCCAGCCUCCCCAGCUCACACGCCUCCUUCAAGCUCUACGGAGCGGCGUGGAGGUGCCGCAAGACCCGGGUCCCCCAGGGCCUGGGCGACGAGGACUUCAAGAAGUGGCUGUACAAGCUGGAGCAGUGA